Molecule: messenger RNA, 11766 nt
Organism: Podarcis lilfordi (Lilford's wall lizard)
Lineage: Eukaryota; Metazoa; Chordata; Lepidosauria; Squamata; Lacertidae
Source: the annotation of a GenBank genome assembly
GGUUGCUGUGGUAACUGGAAAGCUGACGCGUCCCCUUCCAUGUUGUCGUGGGCACCAUGUUGAACCCUCAUCGCCACUCGGUGCUGACCAAUGCCUGUGUCAAGCCCUCAGUGGACCCCGUUAACCGGAUCGCCGGCACCAUCUAUGAGCCAAAGGGGCGGGUGCGGCUUUUGGGCCUGAUCUCGGAGAGCUCCCCUCCACAGCAGGUAGCUCGGAGAGGGCAACGGGGGUUUCUUGCUCCCAUAAGCGGAGGCCAUACUUCUCACACACAAAACAACCAGAUUAGCACUGUUUUAAUAUGCUCCUUCCUUAGGCGCUGUACAAAGAGGUGAAGUCACGGUUUCUCCAUCCAGUGAUAUUUGGUGUGAGGAAAAUUUGGCCUUCGUGGUUAAACUACAGCGCCCAUCAGCCCUAGCAAGCAUGGCCAAUGGCCUGGUAUUAUAGAUGUUUUAGUUCAGCAAUAUCAGCAUGGCCAAAAUGCUUCUGUGUACCUCAUAUACUUUCCAAGCGUGUUUCCCUUGCUACUUGGGGGGGGGGGUCUGCCUCACAGGGACGUGUAAGCCUUUGAAAACCAGAGAGAAGUAUUGUGAAUGUGUCCACCAAGGCCACACCAACUGCCAGGUGCGGCCAUGCCACUGGCAUGCAGCCCCCAGGCACCCACCCAUUGCUCCUUGUGGCCCUUGGAAGCCAGAGGAUUGCCUGCUCCUAGCCAGAGAGUGAUGGGGCCCAGGUGAAUGAUGGGAAAUUCUCAGUCAGUCUGCAUGGGAAUCAUUGUUUCCCUUGGACUUGAUUUCGUAACUUGUACCAGAAGUUGUAUGGCGGGGAGGGAAAGGGUGCAGAAUGCAAGUGAACACGCAUGCCUAAAUAUCUCUAUUUUUAAGCCUCAGUUUCACAGUGUGCCAGGCAGUAAAUCGCACAGUUCAAAGCAAAAGCACAAUACACAUUGCUUAAUUUACUUUGAAAUGUGGUAAGGCAGUCCAAUUAGGGCAUGCUGAAUUUGUCAGCUUACCAAUUUCCAAAAGGAGAGGUGCUAAAAAGUUGUAACAUGACUUGGGAAUUCAAAAUAAAUUGCUUGGUUAUAUUGAUUUAAUUUAGUUUGGAUUGGUACGUAAAAUGUGUGUGAAAUUGCAUAGAAAUCAUGACAAAUGAUUGCCAAGUACUUGAAGUUGUAUAUUAUAUAUUAAUAUUGUUUUUAUUUAUUAUUAUUAUUUAGCAUGACUGACAUUUUCAGAAGGGAAAAUUAGAAUUCAUUGGUUUUCCUAGAGCAAUUUAUUCUAUGCUUCUUCAUAAAAUGUAGACUUACCAAGCUAAAUGUUGUCCAAUCACAAAAUAAAAGCAGAUUUGAAUUCCUCCCACCCAAAAAGGUAUUUUUAAGGCUCCUCACUGAAGAAGUUAACAAGAAAUAAGUUCCACCCUGUAAAAUGAUAUAUCCUACUGCUGUAUUUAGGGGGCCUCAUUCUGCUGAGUGGGGUCCUGGGCAUCUGCCCCAAAGUCCUGCCCGGAUGGUACCACUAGAAUCACUGCAGUCAUUCUAGUGGUAAAGCAGUGGUAAAACUGCCACUGGAAAAAACACUGCGUUUUACCAGUGUUUCCUGGCUCCUAGGAUUUCAGGUGUGCCCUCAGGCAUGACAUUUUUGGCUCCUAACCCCAACCUGGAAGAGCAAACUGAGGGAGCUCUUAUGUUCCAACCGAUCUUCUCUGUGCAAAGUAGAAAGUGUGGUUUGGUUUAGACGGUGGGCCCUCUGCUGGGCUCAGGGUCCUGGUGCCCAAAUGCAUGUCUCUGGAGCCAGCCUUGGUGCUAUAAAACGUCUCUGUGUGACUCAGGAGGACUACCUGGAUGCUGGUGAUGGGAUGCUGAUCUGCAUGAAGCGGGCAAAGAAGAGAGGCCCUCACCCCGCAAGGAAGCCCUGCUGGGAGCCUGAGGAAACAGUUCCAAAUGCCAACAGCAUCUCAGACAUAGACCCAGAGCAAGAACUGAGCAGGCAAGUUGUUGCUGUGGGCUUUGGGGGGGUCCCAUCCACAGCAUACAUUUAAAGCACGCCUAUACUGUUAUAAGGGGUCCAGAUGGUGCUGUGGUCUAAACCAUUGCGCCUCUUGGGCUUGCCGAUCAGAAGGUCGGCGGUUCUAAUCCCCACAACGGGAUGAGCUCCCACUGCUCGGUCCCAGCUCCUGCCAACCUAGCAGUUCAAAAGCACGCCAAAAAAGUGCAAGUAGAUAAAUAGGUACCACUCCAGCAGGAAGGUAAACGCCGUUUCCGUGCGCUGCUCUGGCGUCGGUGUUCCGUUGCGCCAGAAGCGGCUUAGUCAUGCUGGCCACACGAUCUGGAAAAACUGUCUGCGGACAAAUGCCAGCUCCCUCGGCCUGUAAAGCAAGAUGAGCGCCACAACCCCAGAGUCUUCUGCGACUGGACUUAACUGUCAGGGGUCCCUUUAUGUUUUUAUACUAAUAUAACAAUUGUGGCUUCCCCCAAAGAAUCUCGCAACAGUAGUUUGUGAAGGGUGAUGUGAGGGGUCUUCUAACAACUCUCAACGCCUUUAAUAAGCUACAGUUCCCAGGAUUCUUUGGAGGAAUCCUAAGUAAGGAAUGGGUUGUAAUUCAAGGGGAAUGCACCUGAUUCAGAGCAGGAUCUGUUUGUGCUUAUAAUUUUAAAAUAAACAACCUGCCCAGUCUGAGGUCUUACAGAGUGGUCAAGUUUUGAAAGGAGCAUUUUUACAAUUUACACAGUUCAAAGAUGGAGUUAACUCUUUAUUAGCAAAAACAUGAUCCCCCAAGACUUGGGGUUGAGUGUCAGGCCUAAUAGUCAGAGCAGCACAUUCCCAGUGGUCUUCCUCCAUGAAAACCAGUUGCCGAGACUAUGCCUCCUCACAGCCUUCCCUUCCACUGCAGGGUUUUUUCCAAGCAAUCUGAGACUGCGGCUGCAGGCAGCCAACCUACCUCUCCUCCUCCCUUUUCAUGCCUCUCUGGGUUCUGGGAAACAAGUGGGGAAGGGAGAUUGUCACAUCAGGAGGGGGAGACACCUGUGAUCCUUCUUCAGCAGGACUCAUCUCUGUCUCAUCACCUCCCUCCUCCCUGGCUUCUGUUUCUGCCUCUGAUUCUGGUCUUCUCUCUGCCACAGACUCUCCCUGCUCACUAAGCCCUGUUACCUCUCCAGCUUCCGGCAGCUCCUCUUCCCAGUCCUCUCCCUCCAACCACUCAGCAUCGUCCCAUCAUCCCUCCACAGGCUGUGAGGCUUCUUCUCUGUGUGGUUCUCCUGCUUGUUUUCCCACCAUUCCUCUGCACCCAACCAGUCCAUGACAUAGAAUAAUAAAAUUGUAGAGUUGGAAGGGACCCUGGGGAUCAUCUAGUCCAACCCCCUGCAACGCAGGAAUAUGCUUCUGUCCAAUACGGGGAUUGAACUAGCAUCCUUAGCAUUAUCAGCAUUAUCAGCACCAUGCUCCAACCAACUGAGCUAUCCAGGUUCACAAGUGAAAUGUGCAUCAGAUGCUGCAAUUGUACUGCAGUUCUUUUAAACUCUCUUUGCCACUGAGCCAAAGUCCUUCAAUAGGACCUGCCUCCGUGGUUGUGUGACACCCACUAGUGUGAUUGGAAAGUAGCAGGAUGUGCCCCCCAAAAGAGAAUGCCAGUAAAAAUACACUGAUUCCCGGACUGUCCAUGGGCUGGAUUUAGAAGGUGAUUGGGCCGGAUCCGGCCCCCGGGCCUUACUUUGCCUACCCAUGCACUAAAAGCUGCUGGUCUGGAAGUGUUUUGAUUAUCCAAAUCAAAGUUGGGAAGCAGAGUUCCAAAACUGGGAGGUGAGGAGACCAGGUUUGUGUCCAACCUGAGUGCUGCUGCUUCCCCCCUAGGCAGCACCCAGUACCUCCCACUCCAGAUGUCAGCAAUGCCUCGCCAAGCCCUACACCAGUUCCCGCAUCUGCCAAGCAAUCUCGACCGGGUUCCUUUCCCUUCCACUGGAUGUGGGAGAGCAUCUCUGUCAACGGCCAGGCCAUGUACCAAGACCGGCUCCUGGAGAAACCCAAGAAGAAGAGGUCCCCUCAGACUUCUGUCACCACCUUCCGUGAGCCUCCCUGCACGCCAGAGCUGGGGAACCCGAGAGCCGGCAGCCCUAAAGGCGGCCAUUGCUCGAAAGACCCCAAGCCCUCGAAUGGCGUCCCUGAGGAUCCCUGGCCCACAUGCCAGAAGUGCCACCGCCAGGUGGGCCUGGCUCCCGGGAGCUCCCUCUUGCCUCUCUACUGGAAGAUGGACUCCCGGCAGGAGGCUCGGAAACGGCAGAUGCGCCAGGAGCGCCACCGCUGGCUGCAGCUCACCCAGGAGCUGCUGAGCCUGGAGGAUCAGGGCCCCAGGAGCAACAAGCGCUUCUCGCUCAAGCGGCUGGAAGAGAAACUCCGAGCGGAGCUCCUCUGCCUGGCUACAGAGCCCGAGGAGCCUGCUCCCCAGAGGGAGGCCAGGAGAGCCAAGGGCCGGGCCCAGACCGACAGGGAAGAGCAGCUGACCUUCCAGCCCACCAUCAACCGCAGGAUCCCCAAUUUCAAGAGUCUCCAGAGGCGCUUCCAAGAGCAACUGGAGCAGAGGAAGGAUCAAGGUGGGGAGCAGUCAUUCAUUGAUAAUGGGCAAGGUGAGGGGUGGCAUAAAGUCAAGAUUAAGGAUGGCAUCCAACUAAGUCCGACUCAGUUGGUCAAGUGAGUUGUUGUUGUUGUUAUAAGGGGGGAGAAACCCGCUCCUUUUCCCUUAUGGGGUAUUCCAGAGCCCAUAUAGAGUCCUUAAGUGGGUUCCCUAUUAGUAGGAGAAAUAACAGCCAACUAGAGUAAAUUGAAAAGCAAAGCAGCUAGCAAGCCUGAUCUUUAUUCAGGGAACUGUUGCAACAGGGUCCCCACUUACCACACGCAGGAGGGAGGAGAACUCUGAACAAUGCUGCGCAAGCCCAUAUAUAGACUUUUGAAAUUGCCCACCCUGUAGCCCAAAACCACCACCCCAAACAUCAUACAUACAUCACAGAAGGAGGCGGUCUACAGCAGAGGAGGUGGUCUACAGCAGAAAUCCUUUUUGCCAGGAUACCUGAUAAUGGUCACUGAUUGCAUUACCUGGGCAGCCUGGCCAUUCUUUUGUGAUAGUUAAUACUUUAGUUCCUAAAUCCAGGUCACAGGCUCCCCCUAUUCAUACACAAAUGCGCCCUUAAAACAGGAUUUGAAAGCAAAAAGACAGUGGGAAGGCUUUCCCCGUUUGCCUCCUUUACUGCAGAGGAAUAUUUGAGGUCAUUGAGAGAUUCAAAAUGGCUUCAAGAUUGUUCUCCUAUACCGUUUCAGACACAUGGUUCAUGUAAUUAGAUAUGUGUGCAUUUAUGAACAUUUAUUCUAUAUUUGAGACCUUAAAAUUCUUAUAACAUUAUUAUUACAAUUAUUACAUUUAUAACUUGCCUUUCCCCCUAAUGUGUGCUGGCCUCUCUUUCUUUUCUCUCUUCUUCACUCUCUGUUUUCCUUUCUUUGCUUUUUCUCCUUUUUUCUAGAGACUGGAUUAUAAGAGCAAUCAUUGUCAUUUAAAGUUUACUCGUAAUCCGGUGUAUCCUUGUAAACGGUCCAGUUCCUGUUUGGAUGUUUGUUUCUAUUUCUGUUGUCAUAGUUUCAAUAAAAAAUAUUUUAAAUUAGUCAAUUAAUAUGCUGCGAAGUGACGAUAUGUGGGCAGGCGGGUUGGGACGGGUCACGUUAAUGCCUCUGUGCUCUCCUCCGCCCAGCAAAACUGACCAUCUGUAAGCCUUUCCGACUUCACUCCACGGGCAGCUCCCAGCAAUUCUCUGGAGAAGAGGACAAGCAGGACCCAGAAGACCCGUAUUACGAGGUCCGGCGGUUGUAUGGGGUUCACUGGAGGGCCCAUUCUUGCCCGGACUUUGGUCCCCCCAUGGUUGCUCCAGUGAUGCACACCAAGACCUCUGACAAGCGGCAAGAGGCCAACAGGUAAGCAGGGCACCUGGGGAGGGAGGUGGCGGCUCCAAAGUCUUUGUGCUAUUAUUUCCUGCAGUCCAAUGAGAAAGGCCAGGGGGUUGCUUGGGGGUAGGUUGCAAAAUUUUCAGCUAAACAUUAAAACAAAUAACCCCAAAAGCUGACUGUUGCUAAGUGAAAGCUAGGGAUGGAAGAGAAAUUAAAUUCAUUUUGUGUUUAAAGAGGAACCUAAUUCGCCAUUUCUGAAACAGGAAACAACACUCCCCACCCUCCCCUCCACCUUUGAAAUACUCACUUCCCUAAAUUUUGCAAUUCACUUCUGCAGCCAAGUAAUGUGUAGAGAAAUGCAUACACUAACAUACAGUGUACACAAAAAUGUCCAUCUUAGUGAAAAUAAGACAAAAAUGUGAUUUAUUGGGGAGAAUUGCUUUGCAAAAAUGCGUAUAUUAAGCAAAACUGCAAGCAGAGGUACAGUUGUACCUCGGAAGUCAAACGCCUUGCGAGUCAAAUGUUUUGGCUCCCAAAUGCCGCAAACCCGGAAGUGAGUAUUCUGAAUGGUGAACGUUCUUUGGAACCCGAACGUCUGACGCAGGUUCCGAUUGGCUGCAGGAGAUUCCUGCAGCCAAUCGGAAGCCGCGCCUUGGUGUCUAAACAUUUUGGAAGUCAAACAGACUUCUGGAACGGAUUCCGUUCAACUUCCGAGGUACGACUGUAUGUCUAUAUUAAGAGAGGAAACCAUACUAAAAUGCUGCUGAAUCUUCACGAGGACCCCUUUUUUAAAACAAAAAUCACAAAAUGAUGUGGAAGAGUGGAGAACGGAACUUCAGGUAGGAAAAAAGAGGGACUGCAAUAGACAGAAUUGCUCAUCCUUGAGACACCGUGUUUACUGAGUGUUCAUUCUUCCAGUCUUUACUGAUAUGAUUAUACCACAGUCAGCAUUCAUCCAGCACGGCACUCAUCCCAGUUUGCUUGCAGAACAUUUACACAUCUUCGUUAUUUGUUGCCCUCACCCUUUGCAAUCCAUUUCCCCAUCGCUUUCCUCCCACCGCUAAAAAGUCGGCCUCUUUUCUAAAAGCCCUUCAAUCCCCUUUAGCCAACCUACAUUCCUGGCCUGCACUUGAACACAAUGCCAGCCUGCCUGGAGGACCCCUUCACCCUCACCUCUAAGAGGUUUCCCCAUGCCUGAGGUUGGCCUCUUUUUGUUAGGAUGCUCUUGCUGGAGUGGGAGAGGCAGGAACGGAAGGAGAAGCGGCGAGCUGAGCUGCGCAGGGUGAAGGAGCAGCAAGUGCAGCGGGAAGUGGCCAAGUGCUUGGCGACGUACCAGACCAUGGACCACCCCUCCGUGUCAUUGCAGAGAAAACGGGAGGUGCUCAGGUAACGUGCCAUGAGGUUUCUGCAAAGUCCCUCUGGGCUGUGGGGAAGAACAGGGGCUGCAUAUGCACCAUACCUUGAAAGUGUGGGACUGUUAAGGAUAGUAGGAAAGGAUAUAUUGAUAAAAUAUGAUCCUUCCACGCUAGUGAGUCAUGUAGCAGAGCAGAUUCCCCCCAAUACAACAGUAAAGCUAGUUUGCAGAUUCGUUUGAAUCUCUUUAGUUAAGCAAUCUAGUCUUGCUUGCCCAGAUUGGAUUAUUCUUGGCAAGUCCCCUUUGAUCUCUCUUAUAAGAAUCAAGACACAAGAGUCUUAAAAGUAACAAGAAGUUUACUCACAUUCAGUUCACAGUAUAAUCCCUGCAGGCAGGCUUUAUCUUGUAAUUACAGAACAAAGUGUGAGCUCAUCCCAUAUGGAGACUGAGCCCGUGUACUGCUGGCUGAGAGCCAGCAGACAGCAAAAUACAUUAAGAGAAGAAAAUGUCAUCAAGAGAAAGAUGGCUGCGUGACUCCACUUUUAUGGAGUCAGCCAGGGUCACGCCCAUCUGCCUGGUCACAUGCAGGGAGAGGACACUCCAGACCAGUGGAACAGGAAGUUCUACUGGCUGGCGUAACAUCCGCCUGCCUGUGUCCACUCUAGGGAAACAAGGAAUGUUGUAUUUGACUGCUCCAGUGGAUUACAUCCCACAGAGAGCACAUUCGCCGUCCCCAAAGAACCCUGGGAACUGUAGCUUACCCCUCACAGAGCUACAGUGCCCAGGAUUCUUGAGGCGGGCGGAUGUGCUUUAAAGGUGUACACAGCCUGUUUUCUGGCUUGCGCUCAGCUGCCAACUAGGGUUGUAUCGAGGACUGCCAAAAUUAUUACCCGGCGAUCUUCAUAAGGCUGGAAGGAGCAAUUCUGCUCUUGAGCAUGACAGAGGUUUCUGGGAAGAUUAUGGGUUGUUCAAGGGCACAUUCCUGCCAGAGGAAGUUACUUAAGGAGGGCAACAGAGCAGAGCUGCUGAGGGGUGUGGCUUGGGUGAGGGGUGUGGCCUUGGGAGGAUCCCAAGGGCCAGACAGAAAAGCCUGGAGGGCCACAUUCCUGGAAUAUUCUUCCUGGCAACAGCUUCCUCCUCCUUUCUGCAGCUACCUGACUUUUAAAAUCUAGAGAUGCCAUUGGGGAGGAUCGAACCUGGGUUGCCCAGACAGCUCAGUUGGUAGAGCGUCAGAUUUAUAAUAUGAGGGUCAUGGGUUCAAGCCCAAAAGAUUCAUGCAUUGCAGGGGGCUGGCCUAGAUGACUAUCAUGGUCCAUUCCAACUCUAUGAUUCACACAAAGCAGGUGUUCUACUUACUUACAGAGGAGCAGACCCAGUUAUUUACAGGUUGGGGUAGAGGGAUCAGAAGAGGAGUAAUGCAGCAAAGGCCUACCAACCUCUCCCUUUGGUGUGCAGGAGGCAGGAGAAGCAGCGCAUGGAAGAGUACACAUUGCAGCUGCAGGAGAUGCAAGACCGUGUGGAGAGCAGACCUUUCUUGUUUGAGAGAGUCAUGCAGGUGAAACAGGGGCCAGGGGGCUGGGGGGGAGGGGAGGGGAAGCAAUGGGUUAUAUAGCAUAGCAGCUUGAAUAUCCGGUUCAGUGUGAGGAGACACAGGUUUGAGUUGUCCACUCGGCCUUGAUUUAUCAAUGCAGAAAACCUUAAAGCAAAAUAAUAAUUCUAAAAAUAUUAUUUCAAGCACUGAUAUCAGGGUUCCCGGGGAACAGUAUCUUUCAGCCCUACGUAAGCAGGAAUGUUCUUAGACUGGCACACCUCGCCACGGAGGGCAUUUCGCAAACAGGAGCUGCCACCAAAAAGGCCCUGCCACAGAUCAGUGCCAACAAGGCCUCGCCUGCUUCGCUGUGUUUGCUGCCAUGGGCACCUUUGGGAGGAAGAGCUGGCUAUAAACAGAACAAAUGUCAACAGGCAGGGACUUCCAGAGGGUAGGUGCUGGCCACACUGAAAGAUCAGUUCCUGGCAAGGCGAUCCAAGUUGCCUCCUGGCCUUUACCUGUAAAGGAAAAGACUUGCUGCCUUUAUUCUGGCAGAGCCAGCAAAAUGGCAGCAGAGAUAGCGAGAGAGCACAGCGUGUGGCAAUAGGGCCAUUUGUACGGUGGUUUUUUUUAAACUACGUUGCCUUUGGCCUGUCUGCGUCUCCAUUCAAGCCUUUCUCCCUGCCAGGCCAACGCCCGCCAGGCUGUGGAGCGCCGUUUCUCCCAGGUCCUGGCCGCGCUGGGGAUCGACGAAGAAAUGCUGUGGAAGCAUGCGGUGCGGCAAUCUGCUCGCAAGUCCUCGGGCAAAGCCAUGUAAGGAAGGUUGAGAGGAAGAGGGUGGCUGGCCGGAGGCCUUCUCCUUCGUCCCCUGAGUGAAAACAGAUAUUUCCCCCUUGUUCAUUUGGAAAUCAUUAUGGACACGGGGUCUUUUCUGCAUGCCAAGCAAGGGCUCUAGCCCUGUGUUAGAAUCAUAGAAUUGUAGAAUUGGUAGUAGGGAUCUCGAGGGUCAUCUAGGGCAACCCCCUGCAAUGCAGCCGUUCCCUAAAGAAGAGGAGCUUAUGCACCCAGGAUGGCCUGCUGGGACUCCCUAGCACCGCCGCUCCCAGGCAGGCUCACCGUCAGUGCACCCCACUUGCAAAGAAAGAAUCGGGAGCUCCAUUUAAUCUCCAGGUUGUUUAUUGGGCACCAAGAGAGAGCAGAACUCAAAGCAAUGGCUUCAAGUUACAAGAAAGGAGAUUCCAACUAAACCUCCGGAAGAACUUUCUGAUAGGAAGAGCUGUUUGACAGCGGAAUGGACUCCCCUGGAAGGUGGUGGGCUCUCCUCCAUCGGAGGUUUUUAAACGGAGGCUCGAUUGUCAAGGAUUCUUUAGCUGCCACUCCUGCAUUUCAGGGGGCUGGACUAGAAGAUCCUUGGGGUCCCAGCCAACUCUACAGUUCUAUGGUUCUAUGAAAUGCUGGUGUGCCCACUGGGGCUGAUGUCAAUUGCCAGCUAUUGAUUUAUAUAUUUUACAUGGGCCUGUGUCCUGUAAAGGCCCAGAGGAUUAUGGAGAGAAGACAGUGGGGUGGCUGCUUUUGCUUUGCAGCACACAUGCCAUGUAAAUUAAACAAGGGGUAAGGCAAAGGGAUCCUUGCCUGCUGCCACCUGAAAAGCUUAUUUGGGUGGCCUGGGUACAGUGGCGUAGCGAGGGUUGCCAGUGCCUGGGGGCUGUACAGAGUGGGGUUGGGAGGGAGGGAAACAGACAGAGUACUACACAUGCACAUUCAACUGCCUAACAGCAUCUGCAUCACCCAGGAGAUCGCAGCUGCAGAGAUAAGAAGAGUCGCUCCGUUGUCCUGGUUCACAUGGAGUAGCCGUUUUCAAUGGAGCUGGGUGUCAGAAGUGUGCAGCUAUAUUGAGGCAGCACCGGGUGUUGACAUUUGGCGCCCCUAACAAUUUUGCGCCCAGGGCAACUGCCACUGUGUCGCCACCCCCCACCCCGCGCUACACCUCUGCCUAGGUGGGAUGCGAGGGGUGUGCAGGCAUGGGGAGUGGAUUGGUGUGUGUGCAUGCAUGGAGGUCCCUGGAAAGCCCUUCUUUCAGGAGGCCAUGUGUCCUGCUUUGCAGAGGACAGCCCUCUCUCCCCUCUGUUGGAAAAGUUGCACGGUUGAUGUCUGGAUUAAAAACAGUCCAUGCUUUAAGCCAAGGUUGGUUGAAAAAGCUGGGGCCUUGAAAGGUUGCCCAUCAAACGUUAGUACCUGGACAGCAGUUCUGGCCCAUGUAUAUACAGUAAACCCUCGGGUUACAUUACUCUUGAGUAACAUAAACUUUGGGUUGCAAAAGCGGCAAACCUGGAAGUAUUUUUCUGGGUUUCGCUGCUCGCGCAUGCGCAGAAGAGCUCUGCGCGCCAUGUGUGUGCGCAAAAGCAGCGCCUCUGGAUAUGGAUUUUUCAGGGUGUCACAGACCCCCGGAAUGAAUUAAAUUCGUAUCCAGAGGGUCCACUGUAGUUGGCAUCUGGUUGGACAUUGCAAGAACAGAGUGUUGGGUUCGAAGGGCCAUUGGCCUGAUCCAGCAGCUGGCCCUUUUUGUUCUCAUGAGCAGGCACACAGUUCACCUGCUCACUGUCCUAUUCCCCACUAUGGCGAGGUGUAUUGUGUUUCUGUUCACACUACAGAAAUUAUUUCUGCGUGCGAGUUGGUACCUACAAAAAUAGCAGAUGCAAAUUUUAUGUGCAUCAGCACCCUCUUUCAUCUUGGGUUUUUUUAUUUUUUGGCAAUGCACACCUGAUGCCUUGCCCAGGACGUUCUCAGACCUGUGGUGUGUUUCAGGCGUAGGAGGACAGAAUCUCCGGAAGAUCUCCCAGAAUCGACCUGAAAGCAAAGCCUGGCAGGCAGAGAAGAAAGAGAAAGAGAGAGGGAACCUUGCAGUGAGAUCUGCACCUUCUGGACCACGAAGCACCUAGAAAUUAAACUAGCUUUGGAGACGAGAA